AUGUCCGUCACUCUGCAUACGAAUCUCGGUGACAUUAAAAUCGAGGUAUUUUGCGAGAGCGUGCCCAAGACAGCGGAGAACUUUCUUGCUCUAUGCGCCUCGGGCUACUACAAUGGCUCGCUCUUCCACAGACUCAUACCGAACUUCAUGAUCCAAACCGGAGCUCCGCCCUCACAGCCCAAGGGAGGUGUUUCGAUAUGGGAGGAGCCUUUCGAGGACGAGAUUCGGCCUACGUUGCGACACAACGCUCGAGGAAUAGUCAGCAUGGCAAACAAGGGCCCGGCAACGAACGGCAGCCAGUUCUUCAUAUGCCUCGACAAGGCGCCUCAUUUGGACGGGAAGAAUACGGUGUUUGGGCAUAUCUUGGGGGAUGAUAGCCUGGCAACGAUCACGAAGAUGGAAAAGGUCGAGGUGGACAAGAAAAGUCGGCCGAAGGAGCAGAUCAAGAUUGAAAGCAUUUCAAUGCAUGCGAAUCCACUGGCAGGUUAA
Drepanopeziza brunnea f. sp. 'multigermtubi' MB_m1 is the source of this 489-nucleotide messenger RNA. RefSeq lists its product as uncharacterized. The record is from RefSeq and is a predicted model, not a curated record. Gene Ontology annotation, molecular function: peptidyl-prolyl cis-trans isomerase activity. Lineage: Eukaryota; Fungi; Ascomycota; Leotiomycetes; Helotiales; Drepanopezizaceae. Gene Ontology annotation, biological process: protein peptidyl-prolyl isomerization; protein folding. Gene Ontology annotation, cellular component: catalytic step 2 spliceosome.